This is a messenger RNA of Medioppia subpectinata, 756 nucleotides long. NCBI's taxonomy places the organism in Eukaryota, Metazoa, Arthropoda, Arachnida, Sarcoptiformes, Oppiidae. The record is from the annotation of a GenBank genome assembly.
AUGAUAAUUGAAUGCCUAUUAAGACAUAGUGUAGGGAAACGAGGGAUCAGAUGUAUUCACACGUCUCAACGGUUGGCCAAAGAAGCGCUGAAGAACUCGAAGAAUAAGAGCCAGUCGUCGCAGGAAUGGCUGAGAAGACAAUUGAACGACCCGUACGUCCGUCGGGCGCGGUAUGAGAACUAUAGGGCCCGCAGUGUCUUCAAGUUGAUGGAAAUGGACGAGAAGUACGGUUUGCUUAGUCCGGGAAUGAUUGUCGUGGACUGCGGUGCGGCUCCGGGCGCGUGGACUCAGUAUGUCGUACAACGACUCAAACUCGAUGCGUCCGAACCCCACACUACCGGCGCUGUCAUCGGUGUAGACAUACGGCCCAUACAACCCAUCGCCGGCGCUAUUCUCUUGAGUAACACAGACUUUACUAAACCGCUAAAUCAGUCAAAAAUCUUGCAUUCAUUGAAUGGCAAGUCAGUGGAUGUGGUGUUGAGUGAUAUGGCGCCCAACGCCAGCGGCCAACACGACUUCGACUCGAUGGCCAUUCACGCCCUGUGCUAUAGUGCUCUACAGUUCUCGUUAACAGUGUUGCGGCCCUUUUCGGGCACAUUUGUGACCAAAGUAUGGGAGGGCCCGACCACUCCCGCACUCAGAAACGAUUUAAGUGUAUUCUUCUCUGAAGUCAAACACUUGAGACCCGAUGCCUGUCGGGGAGACUCAACCGAGUCCUACAUAUUGUGUCGACAUUUCAAAGGCGUUAAACGCUAA